AUGUCCUCCACUUCUUCUCACAGUUCUUUCUCUUCUCGCAGCUCUUCCGAAGAAAAUGGAGAAUCGCAUCGAGUUGAUUUGAGUUUAUUGAUACGAUCAUAUCAUAGAUUGUUUAGAGAUUUAGAGAGAAAUGUACAAAGUAAGGUUAGCCGUCGUGCUUUACAACCUCUUGUGGAUGAGAUAAACGAUGUUUACAAUAUCAUCCAACGUAUUUUAUUUGAGAGAAUGGAAAGCACGCAGAAUCUAUCAGUAUUCCAGGAAACACUUUUUUAUUUUAAUAGUAUAGUUGACCCAAGCAGGGCAGAAGAAUUGCUUGCGAUGACAGAGAAUCGAGCUGUUGGUGCCCCUCUGCCCACAAUCAUUUCAGAGGGGCAUGUUGAUGCAGGACUUUCAUGCCCUAUUUGUAUGGAGAAUUUCCAAGUUGGAAGUGAGGUUCGCAAGAUGCCCUGUCAUGAAUGCCACUUGUUCCACUCCCAUUGUAUUAAGUCAUGGCUGAAACGGAAUAGCACUUGUCCAAUCUGUAGGACUGAAGUGGAAUCAUGA
Cryptomeria japonica (Japanese cedar) is the source of this 543-nucleotide messenger RNA. RefSeq lists its product as uncharacterized. The transcript has a single exon. The record is from RefSeq and is a predicted model, not a curated record. Bases 1 to 543 code for a protein of 180 amino acids. NCBI's taxonomy places the organism in Eukaryota, Viridiplantae, Streptophyta, Pinopsida, Cupressales, Cupressaceae.